This is a messenger RNA of Theobroma umbraticum, 1939 nucleotides long. Lineage: Eukaryota; Viridiplantae; Streptophyta; Magnoliopsida; Malvales; Malvaceae. The record is from RefSeq and is a predicted model, not a curated record.
AAUGGAAGAAAAAAAGAUAGCUGUAGCAGUAGGAGUAAGAGUUAUGAAAACAACUUGGCUUUUUGUGCAGAAAAAUCUUUCAAGAUUGGCAGGUUAUCAAGCAGAUGUGGGCAAAUACCGGAAAUACUAAUUAGCAUCAUUUACGACCAUUUUCAUAAAUUUUAGUGCAUCAUACUUAAAGCCACGUGUUUUCCGUGUUCAAGAUUACUAUUAAGUUCUUGAGAUGGUUAAAUUCAUAGUCUUUAUAUGUCCGCUAGAGACUUUGUUUUUUGAACGUACGUAGUAGAACAUAAAUUCAGGUUUUUUGAACGUACAUAGUAGAACAUAAAUUCACCUGAGCUUCAGCAAGUAAUUGGAUUGACAAAUUGCUUCAAAACCAACAUGGGAGGCAUUCGCUACAUCUCGAGUACUAUUGUCCAGGCGGCAAAUCAGAAGGGAAAGACUGACAGGGUUGAGUUAACUCCAUGGGAUCUUCAGCUCCUUCUUGUUGGCUCCAUCCAGAAAGGACUUCUUUUCCCUAAGCCUAAACAGCCACAAGAGAAACAAGCAGGAAAUUACACCCAGAUCAUCCACCACUUGAACACCUCUCUUUCCCACACAUUAGAGUACUUUCCGCCUCUUUCAGGUCGCUUAGCCUCCACCGAGCAUGACGAUGACACUAUUUCUUUUUUCAUCGAUUGUAACAACGCCGGAGCCCUGUUUGUCCAUGCUGCAGCUGAUGGAGUAACUAUUUCUGAUAUUCUCGAACCUGGCGGCUAUGUUCCUCAUAUCGUGCACUCGUUUUUCCCACUAAAUGGAGUCAAAAACUAUGAAGGUACUUUCCAACCAUUACUGGCAGUGCAGGUGACACAGUUAGUGGAUGGCAUUUUUAUUGGUUGCACAAUCAAUCAUAUGGUGGUUGACGGUACUUCAUUUUGGAAUUUUUUCAACUUUUGGGCUGAAAUUUCUCGAGGUUCCUUUCACUUAUCAAAGCCUCCCGUUCUUCAACGUUGGUUUCUUGACGGUACUGAUCACCCUAUUCAUAUUCCUCAAUCUCAUGUCAAGCAAAUCCAAGAAGAAUUAUUCACUCGACCACCUUUGCGAGAAAGAGUCUUUCAUUUCACAAAGGAAAAUAUUGCGAAGCUCAAAGCAGAUGCAAAUGCGGAGGCUGGUACCGACAAAAUCUCCUCUCUUCAAGCUCUCUUGUCACAUAUUUGGCAAUCCGUUAUUCGCAACAAAACUUUGGACCCUAACGAAGAGAUCAACUACCGAAUGCUUGUUGGUGCUAGACCAAGAUUGAACGAGCUCCCUGAGCAAUAUUUUGGGAAUGCAGUGCAGGCUGGGAGUAUCACUAUGAAAGUGAAAGAGCUGCUAGAACAAGGACUUGGUAAUGUUGCAUGGGAAAUGAACAGGUUGGUUGCGACACAGACCGUAGAGAAGUUGAAGAAGUUCCUAGAGGAUUGGACAGCAAGUCCUAAGCUGAUGAGCAUGGGCAGUAUGACAAGUAAUGCCUUGGUCACGAGUAGUUCCCCUUGGUUCAACAUUUAUGGUAAUGAUUUUGGAUGGGGAAGGCCAGUUGCAGUAAGAAGCGGGUGUGGAAACAAGCACGAUGGGAAGAUAACAGUGUUUCGUGGAGUGGAAGAAGGCAGUAUUGACGUUGAAGCAUGCCUUUGUCCUGAUACAUUGGAGGCCAUGGCAAAUGAUGAAGAGUUCAUGGAGGCUGUCACUUUAUCUCUCUAGUUAAUCUUGGAUCAAAACCCUGUCACGCGUUACUGUUCGAUGUUUGUUGUAGUAACGAUGGAAUGGUAUAGCUUUUCUGUUGGCUGUCGUUUAAUUUCCUAAAACGAACGCAUGAAUAAAAAUUGUUGUUCAAUGUACUAAGUAUGUUUUCAAUAAAACCAUUAAUUAAUUGAUGAAGCUCCUUAAGAGAGAGAGAGAGAGAAGAAAUAGAAGAAUGAAA